This is a messenger RNA of Nicotiana tabacum (common tobacco), 2157 nucleotides long. The record is from RefSeq and is a predicted model, not a curated record. Lineage: Eukaryota; Viridiplantae; Streptophyta; Magnoliopsida; Solanales; Solanaceae.
AUGGCUUCAGAAGAUUCUGGAUAUCACCACGCUAGAUACUCAUCGGUGGAAGAAGUUGGCCCCCAAAUACUGAUGGAAGGCCAUGAACCACGACCUAUGAGGUCGGAUACCAGGCCUCUUCUGCCUUUGGUUGGUGAGCAACCAACAAACAACAUUGCCUUUACCGCAGCUGCUUCUCAACCUAUAACACCAUUAGCUUCAUCUCCCUCUACACUAGUUGUGCCUUUAUCACCAACAGCUGUUAAAUCUCCUCCCCCGACCGCAGAUGACCGAGAGGAGGAUGUCCCUUCUCCCAAGUCCCUUGAACAUGGCACGACCGAUAACCGCAUUCUUUCUUUCUGCACUACUACAAAAAGGCCUUUGUCGGAUUUUGAAGAUGUUUUUCUUGAGAAUCUUCCUAAAGGUUUACCACCUUUAAGAGGAAUAGAGCAUCAAAUUGAUUUUGUGCCAGGAUUACAAAUUUCUAAUAGGCAUGCUUAUAGGAGCAAUCCCGAAGAAAUAAAAGAAUUGCAAAAACAAGUAGAUGAGCUGCUUGAUAAGGAUUUGGAGCAACAAUUGUAUGCAAAUCUAUCCAAAUGCACUUUUUCUGUAGAUAAGGUAGUUUUCCUGAGUUUUGUUGUGAGUUCUAGAGGUGUUGAAGUAGAUGAAGAUAAAAUCAAACCGAUUAAAGAUUGUCCUACACCUAAUAGCAUUACUGAAGUUAGAAGUUUUCAUGGACUUGCUAGCUUUUAUAGGAGAUUUGUUAGAGAUUUUAGUUCAAUUGCUGCACUUUUAACUGAAGUCCUUAAGAAGGAUAAGGUCUUUAAUUGGGGAAAAGAACAAGAGCAAGCAUUUAAUAUUUUGAAGGAUAAAUUGUGUUCUGCUCCUUUGUUACAAUUACCUGAUUUUAAUAAGUCUUUUGAAAUUGAAUGCGAUGCAUCUGGUAGAGGUAUUGGGGCUGUUUUAAUGCAAGAUUCUAAACCAGUCGCUUAUUUUAAUGAGAAGUUGAAUGGAGCUACAUUGAAUUAUUCUACUUAUGAUAAAGAAUUGUAUGCCUUGGUAAGGGCUCUUGCUACGUGGCAGCAUUAUUUGUGGCCAAAGGAGUUUGUGAUAAAAACUGACCAUGAGUCUUUAAGAUACUUGAAAAGCCAAGGUAAAUUGAGUAGAAGACAUGCCAAAUGGGUUGAAUUCAUUGAGACAUUUCCUUAUGUGAUUAGCUACAAGCAAGGUAAAGACAAUAUAGUUGCUGAUCCGCUUUCAAGAAGGCAUGCUCUUGUUUCUAAUCUUACUUCUAAAUUGAUGGGAUUUGAUUAUAUUAAGGAAUUAUAUGUUGAUGAUUCUGAUUUUGAUGUAGCAUUUUCGGGUUUAUACACGUCAUUACCUGUGCCUAUUUCACCUUGGAUUGAUAUUUCUAUGGACUUUGUGUUAGGGCUGCCUAGAACAAGGUAUGGUAAGGAUAGCAUCUUUGUUGUGGUAGAUAGGUUCUCAAAAAUGGCUCAUUUUAUUCCUUGUUUAAAGACUAAUGAUGCUUCUCAUGUUGCUGAUUUAUUUGUUAGAGAAGUUGUUAAAUUGCAUGGUAUACCCCGAACUAUUGUUAGUGAUAGGGAUGCUAAGUUUCUAAGCCACUUCUGGCGUGUGCUUUGGGGAAAAUUGGAAACAAAAUUAUUGUUUUCUACUUCAUGUCAUCCACAAACUGAUGGGCAAACUGAGUUGUUUAUGGCUUUAACGAUGCCCCUUGACUUAUUGCCUUUGCCUACUAAUGAGAUGGUUAGUCUCAAUGGAAAAAAGAAAGAUGAUUUGAUGAAGACUAUUCAUGAGCAUACUAGACUUGCAAUUGAAAGGAGGAAUGAGCAAAUAGCUUUACGAAUAAAUAAAGGUCGAAAACUAGUUGUCUUCGAGCCUGGUGAUUUGGUUUGGGUUCAUAUGAGGAAGGAGAGAUUUCAUUUAAAAAGGAAGACAAAAUUAAACCCUAGAGGAGAUGGGCCAUUUAAAGUACUUGAAAGGAUUGGAGAUAAUGCUUACAAAUUGGACCUUCCAGGUUCAAAUUCAAGGAUGAAUUCUUUUCAAGAGGAGGGGAAUGAUAGCUCCACGGACAAGGAUAAAGCUUUAGAAGUACCAAGAAAGCCAUUUACAAGGUCUCAAGCUAAGGAGAAUCAAGACAAGGUUGUUGGCCUUUAA